Molecule: messenger RNA, 5185 nt
Organism: Oldenlandia corymbosa var. corymbosa
Lineage: Eukaryota; Viridiplantae; Streptophyta; Magnoliopsida; Gentianales; Rubiaceae
Source: the annotation of a GenBank genome assembly
CUCAGCUCUGAAGUCAAAUUGCCUAUUCCUAAAGGAUCACCGAAAACCGAAACAAUCUCUGAUAUAUUUGGGCCGGAUCAUUAAGCCCAAUGUACAGGCUACUUGUGAUCUUUUAAGAAUCUUCUGUUUCAGCCCAAAUUGAUUUCACGGCAUUGACUGAUUGACUCGAUCGAGAAAUACCGAUUUCACCAAUUGUUUGUCCCUCUUUUCUCUCGUGUUUGCCCUAUCACCGUACGGACGGCAGCCUCUCCUUACAUCCCCACCGGAGCGAAUAAAACCUCUUCGAUCGAUCUCGCUUUGUUUCGAAGGGCUUACCGGCGAACAUGUCUCAGGUUGAUAACAGAAACUCCUCGGCAGCCAAACGUGCCCGAACUGAUGGUGGUCGCAGGGAAGAUGACUGGACUUGUCCAAGCUGUGGGAAUGUUAAUUUCUCUUUUAGAACAACCUGCAAUAUGCGCAAUUGCACCCAACCUAGGCCUGCUGAUCACAAUUUUUCAGCUUUAAAGCCCCUUCAAGCACCACCCAGCUAUCCUCCCUCAGCUCCAUAUGUAAGCUCUAAUCCCCCGUCCUCCAUGUAUAUGGGAGUGCCUCCUUAUGGAUCUUCUCUUUUCAAUGGGUCAUCUGUUCCCCCUCCUUAUGAUGUUCCAUUUACUGGGGGAUCCGCCUAUCAUUAUAAUUAUGGCAACCGCCUUAAUGGAGGCAGCCCAUAUCGACCACCCUUGCAUAUACCUGGUCCUCCUCCUUUCUCUGGUGGAUCUGUGAUUGGAAAUGGUGGAAUGUAUGGUGUGCCACCUAUUGUGGACCGUUAUGGUUUGGGGUUACCCCUGGGAUCUCCUUCUAUGGGGCCAAGACCAGGAUUUUUCCCCGAUGACAAGUCUCAGAAGAGAGAUGGAACACGUGAUAAUGACUGGAUAUGUCCCAAGUGCAGUAAUGUAAACUUUUCAUUCAGAUCAGUUUGUAAUAUGAGGAAGUGUAACACUCCGAAGCCUGGGUCACAGGCUGCAAAACCAAAUAAAAAUUCUAGUAAGUCCUUUUUUAAUCCUUAUUUUACGUUGGUUGUGGAAUAUAUGUGCUAAUAUUCGUUUGUUUUAGAACCAGAUAUGCCAGAAGGAAGUUGGAAGUGUGAUAAAUGCAACAACAUCAACUAUCCCUUCAGGACAAAAUGUAAUAGACAGAACUGUGGUGCUGAUAAACCAAAUGAAUCAAAAAGUUCACCAUCCAAACCUGCUGAUGAAAAUGAUCAGGUCCGACUCCUGUGCUUUUCCCUGAACUGUUUUUAGGAGUUGCAUUUUGGCCUCUGUAUGUAUGUGCUUGUCUUAAGGUCAAAAUUUGUUAAUGUCAACAAGUACAUCCUUAUUGAGAAUUUAAGGUUACACGCUUUCUUUACCCCCUUCAUAUGUUUGAUGGAUUCUGUAAAUUUUUUGAUGUCUUGUUUGCUUUCCUUUUUGUGUUGCAUUCAUUAAUUCUCAGUUGUCUAAUGUUCCAGUGAGUUCUAGGGCAUGUUUGAGGUUUGAGAAGGUCCAGAGUUGUCGUCCAGCAUUGCUUCAGUCUGGGUGUCUGAAAGUCAGUCUGUCACCUUCCUGUCGCAGCAGUUUUCGAGUUGUUACUCUACCUUCUCUUCAUUCAAUCGUGUCCAAAUUGUUGUAUUUUACUGGAAUGGGAUACUAUGGGUCUGAACUGUUUCUUAUUUAGUCUACCGUCUGUCUCUGAUCUACUUGCCAGCUGAUCCUGGCUAGAUUUUUACCUGUUUGUGGUUAACUAUUUCCUUAGGGGUUUGUACCUAAGUUUGAAGUCAUUUUAUUAGUAGUUAUGGUAAUAUGCUCUUAUGCUAUGCUUCUGGUAGCAUGUUUGGUCCCCUGUUUUCCGGUGCGUUGUUUCAGCGAUUGCAGUGCUUAGUGUUGUGUCAACUAACAACCCUGGAUUUUCACAUUUCAGUGGGUCAAUUAAUAAGUUGACGUCAAAACAGAAGUGUUUGGUCCUCAAUUAAAUGUUUGGUGUAGAGUUACCACCGCGUUUACAGAGUUUAGCACUGCCAUCGCCGCUUUCUUUUCUAUGUAUGUGGCUUCUUUUGAUUCUAUGUGCUUCAAAUUCAUGUUUGCUCGUAGAGGUGGGAUCUAUGAUUGGAGUCAUGGUAGUUUGUCCAGAUUCUGUUAUUUCAUUCAGAGCUCUCAUAUUUAUUAUUCAAGGGUUGUGAUCUCCAUUGAUUUUGGUACAUGAAGUCACAUUUUUGUGACAUCUUAAACAACUUAUCACUUCCAACUUACUUUGAAGCGUUUACUUUGAAAACGUGUUUUUCCACUAAUAACUGGAAACCUUGAUUAUUUCGUUGUGGUUUGGGAAAAUAAGGUUCAGUAACUAUCAUGGAUGUAUUGUGAUGUUUAUUAUUGUUACUUUUUUUCUUUUUUUUUUAUGUUUCUAUCAUUUUGAUCCUUUUCUGGCGGAGGUGGAACUGGCAUCGUUUUCUUGCCUGUUGGUGGAAAGGAAAUGAUGGAAGGGAAGAAUCUAUGGAAGUUCAUUUCUGGAGUUGAUCGAAGAGGAAGUUCGGUGCUCUCUUAUUGUUAAGGCUCCGGUGUAAAAUGUAUAGGAAGAUGCUGCCUGCUAGGAACAGUUCAGAAGAUAGAACGGGUCUUUUGGUUCCUUUUUCUUUGUGAGGGGUAGGAGAGGGUUCUGAAAUUGAAGUACUUUUUGCUGUUCCAAGUUUUGCUGCUUUUCCUGUUAUUCGUUUAGAAACAAAAAAAGGACAAGAAAAAAAAAACAUUGCAAACAUUCCCAGUGGCAAAUGAAUUCGGAAACGGUAAAUGCAUAUAAACUCUUAACACUGGGAGAGAGAGAAUGAUAUUAAGACAUUUAUACGACUUCUAUAGUUCACUUUGUUAAAAUUAAAUAAUACUAUAACAAUUUUUUAAAAAAUUUAAAUAAGAUAACAAAAUAAAGUUUUUCCUGAUGCAAUUUUUUGAGCAAAGACUAAUGUUGUUGGUAAUUGUGACUUCUAUCAAGUGUCGAGUUGUUAAACGACGUUAUGCAAACAAAACCCAUAAUUUGCGAUAGACAAGAAAGAAAUAGCUAAAGAUCAAUGCUGCGCAGUUCUAGCAAAGUAUCUACCUGCCGUGGGCAUAUUACAUUUGCAGAAUACUUGGGGAAACUACACAGAAGACAAAAAGGGGAAAUGCGAAAAAAACAAGAAAUAGAGAAUUAACAGAAUGAUGGUGAAGAAGAAACUCUAGGGGGGUAAAGGAUCAUGAGAUUUUAUGAUGAUCAGAUAGAAUGGAUGGGCUUAAGACUUCCAGUAGGGAAUGCAAAGAAGGAGAUGACGAAGAACAUUGCGAUCACCACAGCAGCUGCAGGGGGUGUGUGGGCUCCAGUAUUAGCAUUAUCAGACUUGGUGGGUGAGGUUGUGGUGGUCGGCGCCGCGGGUGUUGCGUUGCUACCUCCUCCGGAGGUGCUGUUGCUGGUAAAGAUUGCAGCAUCAGGUGAGUUUGGAGGCAGCCCCAGCAACUCUGCAGCACAGCAAUAAAUUAAAAUUUAAUAUAAUAAUAAUCCCAGGUGGUUGUUUAAUUAGCAUCAUGCAAUCAGAGAAUUUAGAGUGAAGAGAAUAUUUUGAAUCACGAAAUCAAAUAUUGACAAAUGAUGCGUAAUUGUUAGGUUAUGUGAACAUAAUAAUAGAGUUCAAACAAGAAUCAGAUUGACUUAACUGACUGACUCGUUCAAUGUAAGGUUUGGAUAAACUUUGAAAAGGUGGAGUAAGCCACGAGACACAAACGUGAAACAGUUAGGUCAUUUUGGCACUUUUAACAUCAUUAUUAAAUUUAAAUUCAAUAAUUUAGAUAACUUGUGCAAUUCUACUGAAUUCCCAAUUUUAUUUUUUAUUUUUUUUUACAAUAAAUGGAAUUUAAAGGUACAAGUAGCAUUUUUCAUUUUACUUAGGUAGGCAUUUGCGAAUUUUUUUUCGUUCCCCCCUAAAAACACCUCGCGUGUAUCACACAUUUAAUAAAUAGCAGAGGUAAAAAAAAAAAAAAAAAAAACCAGCCUAUUAAUUAACCAACAACAAUUAACAACACUUUUAAUCAAUGAACGUUACGUUAUCCUCUCUUGUACGUUACCUAAAAAUCUUUCAUGUCCUUAAUAUAAAGGAUUUUAAUUUGUCCUAGAUUUCAUCUAAUAUGUAUUUUUUAUUAAAAAAAUCUUAAAUAUAUAUUUUCACAUCGCUUAUGUUCUCUUAAUUAUUAUGAAAUAUUUUUAAAGUUUUUUGUCAAUUGAAAAUAAGUUUAAUUUAGAAAAAUCAAAAUGACUAAUAGUAAGGAUCGGAAAGAGUACUAGUAAGAUUUCAUUCUUGCAUGCAUCAUCUGGGAAAACUAAUCCCAUCUCCUAAUGCACACAAAAUUACUUUUAUAGAAUGAAAAAUAGUUUAUCAUGGUUGAUUCGGUACUAAUCCAGAAACAUAAACUGAGGGAGAUGAACGGUAAAAUAAUCCUGCCAAAUUGUGAACUUAAUAACAUAAUAAAGUUUCAAUAGACAUGAAACCUCUCUAAUGCAUGUUAUGUUAUGAAGAAUUAAACCCAAAAAUCAAAUAGUGCGAGAGAAACUAUAAGAAAGCUUACUAGGGCACUCGGCGGAGCUGGCGUUGGUCAACUUGCAGGCAGAAGGCAACUGAAGCAAACGCCCCUCCUGGAUCCCCAUGCUCUUGAUCUGGGGAUUAGUGCCGUCGUGGAUCUGCUGGAUGAUGUAGCACAAACACACCGGCUUCCGCUGCUUCAAGUCGGAUACCGACCCGCAACAUUCCUUGGUCGGCGUGUCCGCCUUCCCCGUCGCAAACGUCAGGCAUGUCGUCACCUUCGGGAACUCCUUGGCGCAGUCGUCUUGCACCGUGUCUCCGGCGGCAGCCACCGCCAUCGCCACCAGCACCACCGCCACCACAGUCAUGAUCUUCCCGCCUUUCAUUUUUCUUCUUUUUUUCUUGGGCUGGUGCUGGUUUUCUUUUCUCUUUUCGGCUUCUUCCUUUUGUCUUGGUUCUUUCUUUGCUUCGGUGUGGGAAAUGGAAAGAAGAGCCCAAAAGGAAAGAAGAUGAUGAAGUGAAAAUGGUUAGUGGUUGGGCUGGAGUUAAAGUUGGGGGGGAGGGGGUGCGGGGGAGCAUUAAAUAUAGGGUUGUUGGGCUAGCGAACUGUUGCCUGUUUUACUACAUUUUGUG